This is a messenger RNA of Manduca sexta (tobacco hornworm), 1483 nucleotides long. Its product is annotated as pickpocket protein 28-like. Gene Ontology annotation, biological process: sodium ion transmembrane transport. The record is from RefSeq and is a predicted model, not a curated record. Bases 38 to 1459 code for a protein of 473 amino acids. Gene Ontology annotation, cellular component: membrane. The transcript is spliced from 9 exons. Lineage: Eukaryota; Metazoa; Arthropoda; Insecta; Lepidoptera; Sphingidae. Gene Ontology annotation, molecular function: ligand-gated sodium channel activity.
AUUCAGCAACAAGGAGAAGGCAACAUGGAUCAUCAUCAUGCUGAUCAGCGUCGCCAUCUGCGCCGUCAACAUCAUCCAGCUGUUCUGCAAAUGGACCUCCACCCCAUUCGUCAACGUCAUCGACUCCCUACCCACUCCAAUUUGGGCAAUACCAUUUCCAACUGUCGUGGUGUGCCCUCAUUUGCACGUGAAGAAGUCCUAUGUUAAUGUAUCUGCUCUGAAUGGUUCCGAGAAAUUCUUCGCAUCUUUAGUGUGCCCAAGAUUAAAAGGAGCUGGAUUAGCCUUAAAAGACAGACUCAAACAAGACGAGAUAAUUGAGUUGCAAGAAUUUAUUUUACAGGGUUCUCUUCAAUGUUCGGACGUGGUAAAAACAUGUAAUUGGCCUGCUAAACACGACAACUUGUGGGGGGGCACAAGAGACUGCUGCGAAAUGUUCCAACCAGUCUUUACUAACUACGGACUGUGUUUUGCAUUCAAUAGCCUACCGUUAAAUGGAAUGACCAAUGAAACGUUGCCAUGGCAACAAUGGCUUAGCCCAAAUCUCGCGCCCGCUGGUCUUCAAUGGGGGCUUGAUGUAGGCUAUCCCAAGGUCUUCCCGCCCGACCUGGUCAUGCAGCCGCUAAGGGUCAUGGUUGCUGGAGAAGUGAAUGGCCUCAGUCUGGAGCUAUAUUUAAAUUCAAGCGAACAUCAGUUCUCCUGCGAGGGUAACAGCUUGGGAUUUACGAUCUUGAUCAGCGCUCCCACAGAUCACUUAUACACUAGUACAGUGAUGCGGAUUCCCAUGAACAGGAUGACCACUGUGGAAGUAUCUCCUAUCACAUACAAGACGGACCCUACGCUCAGAUCUCUCGCCCCUUACAAGAGACAAUGUUUCUUCCAAAGCGAGAGAAGACUUGAGUACUACAACUUCUAUACUGAUACUAAUUGCCAACAUGAUUUGUUGAUAAGAGAAGCCAAGGAAAUGUGCGAUUGUGUGCUAUAUAACUGGCCAAGGAAAAAUAUUUGGGACCAGAUUUGUUCAACAGACAGAGAUUUUCAAUGCAUCAACGAAGUUAAUGCCAAAGUGGAAGAGCAGCUCAUCUACGCAUACUACGAAGAUAGCGAAGAACAGGGGAAGGCAGGGGAAGGCACCAAGUCCUGUCACCCAUCCUGCAACGACAUCAUCUAUUCCAGCCAGGUGUUCUACUCCGACCUGAUCAGGGAGCACGGUGACGGGUCGCCGAGUUGGGGAAAUCCUAGACACGGAGAGGUGACAAUAGUCAACGUCCACUUUUACGAAGAUUUGUUCCUAGGCCAACACCGUCACGCGCAAUAUGAUGAUUAUUACUUUGCAGGAGCAAUCGGGGGUCUUUUAAGCCUGUUCCUUGGUUUUAGCAUCAUAAGCGUCGCGGAGUUGGUGUACUUCGUGUUCUUACGACCUUUUUACAUUAUAUUAAAAGAAAUUCGCCGUCAACAUUGAUCAUAUCUAUCACAUACAUAUUUU